Messenger RNA from Pocillopora meandrina, 6349 nucleotides. The record is from the annotation of a GenBank genome assembly. NCBI's taxonomy places the organism in Eukaryota, Metazoa, Cnidaria, Anthozoa, Scleractinia, Pocilloporidae.
UACCAGUCAAAAAAAAUAACUUAAAAGUUUGUUUCUUGGUUUUUCUGCAGGGUAAGUGACUUAAACUUAUAGAUUUUCUUUGAUAUUUGACACCAGAGCAAUGCAUCAGGACUAACCUUCCUAGGUAAGUGUAGUACUGUAAAACUAUCAGGCUAUCUUGACGAACGCUAUAGCGGUACAGUAAACCGUUAAGUUCAAAAUGCAGCCAUGAUAAUCAAGGAGAAGUCCUCCUUCAUUGAACCAAUGACGCCAAGAGGCUGCAUUCGACAACAAACAACUCUUCUCAUAUUAUAAAGCCAGAACAAUUCGGCCUCCACGAAAAGUUACGCAGAGCUAGCGGAUCUCCUGCUUUCAAAGUUAGCUGUGCUUCCGCUUUCAUUUUCAUUCCAUUGCCUCUCUGUGUUAUCUAAUGCUUUGACUAUAAUCGUUGAAAUGCAUAAAAGUCUAUUGCUGGAACGAGUGCGUUCUGCUUAUCAUUUGGUAACUAUUUAACAAUUUGUAGAUGGAAAUAAGAGAGAUGGUAAGUUUUGAGCUCGGUAAAGAAAUAAAGAAAGAUGUGUUUCGUCGUGUAACGAGCGUGCAGGGACUAUGAAAAAAUUCUGAGUCUCCAUGAGGAAUCAAACCUCAGACCUUCGGAUUCCGCGCUCCGAUGCUCUACCAGUGAGCCACAGAGACUCCACAGUGAGUGAGGUCUAUUACGAAGUUCAUCAUUUAACAAUUACACAUGGAAAUUUUUUGAUAAUCAUGGUAUGAGGAGUUACGACAUUUGUAAACACUCAUGAUGGAUUUGACUCAUGAUGGAUUACUGGAGCAUUAACGAGAACUUUGAAGAAAGACAAAUAUUGACAUACUGUUAAACGAUUCUGCAAUUUACGACUCGAAAAAAAGCAAAAGAUUAAUUCAUGAAAGCGUCACGCGUUAUAUGACGCGGGGUUGAGUUACGCGAGAAACCGUUGGGAAUUUGAACGCGUUGUAAGGAAUAGUAUGGGGAAAGAAACAUGGUCGAUUUACAUCGCUAAAUAUUCCGAUAUAUGAAAAUUUUAUCCGUCAGAUUAUUUGAACUUACUCACACCUUGAGUGCCCUUUGUAGUUUUUGGCGUUCUCUGCCGUUUAUAGCUUGCUUUGGGCUUGCUUUGCCAUCACUGUUGUUCGGCCUGUUAGAAGACAGAGUAUUAUAAGGCUUACAUACGACAUAUAUAAGACUUAUAAAUCUUAUAAGUCUUAUGAGUCUUUCAUGAAUUAGUCUUUUUCCUUUUUCUCGAGAAGUGUGCUUGAGACGCCUGUGGUACAACCUGAAAGUUUUUACUUCUGCCAAAAUCACGAUAUUUGGUUUCAGGUUGGUUUGCUAGAAAAGCAGUUGACAUUCGUUAAACUUUCUUCCUGUUAAUUUUAAAAUCGAUGGACUUUGUGUUUUCCAAAGUUAAAACAAUUUGGUGCAUUCAGCCAAAACACUGAAUUGUCUAAUAAUGAAUCGAAUUCUCCUCAAGUACGGGUCAUUAUUUUUCGCCGGGGGUGUAGGAGGAUUUUGAGUUUCUCAAUAAAAUUUAAUUGAUCUUCCCACAAGGCUCUGUGACAUUCUUAAAGUCCCCCCUCAUUGGCAGAUAAUUGGCACGAUUGAUUAGCAUGACUCUAACAUCGUAAGACCAACGAUUAAAAGUUCAUUUAUCGAAAGAAAAUUUCGUUUUUUAUCCCGAUUGCUUUUCUUGAUGGUUAGAGUGGCUAACAGUCUCUUUUCAGUGUUGUAUGAAGGGAUUUGGGAUAGACUUAGUUUUCAAGCAUUUAAAAAAUUCAGGACAGUCUUGGGAUAACCCUCGUGGUACAAAAAAUGGAAAUUUUAUGUGAAACCUGAUGAAAUAGCCUUAGUAAUUCAUGUCUUUUCCAGGAGUCCUCCCGAAGGGAACAUGGCCGUGAGCUGGUUGAGGUGCUUUAUGCGCGCAACCAUCCUGUAUGGUUCGCUCACAUACCAAGAGGCAAAUGGCAUCAAAACUCAAUCACGAGAUUGUCUUCACGUGGAUCCAGCUGGUAACAAAUACAACUUGACUUCGUUGCGAAAUACAGAUGAAACAGCGAGGUGAGUUAAAUUUCAGAGAAGUAUUUUACCAUGAUAUCUGGGAAUUGGACUAGCCUAAUACUAAUACUCAGUGUGAGCAAAAUGUAUGAUAAAAACAUCGAUGACGCACUCAGCUGCGCCUCGUGUGCCGGUUAUUUGCUCUUACAACAUUUUAAAGUUGUCUACAAACUAAUACUGAUAACACGCGCGGCAACAUGGAAUCUAUUUGAUAAAUAUACAUAUCCCAGAGUUGUCUUGGAUGAGGUUGGCCACCGAUGAGGCGAGUUUACUUGUAUCAAGGAAAAGAGCAAUAUUAUACUGCAAUAUGACCAAUUGCAGAUAAAAAACUUGAAAAAAGGUUUGACAGAUUUUCAGGUUCGUUUUCGCCGUUGCUUAAAUCGUAGCACACGAGGAUCGUAUUUCUUUUGGAAAUUCGCGGGCAUUUUUUCAUCGCGAUUUUUGUCUGCCUGAUAAUUGUUCAACUACUAAGGUGGCAAGCCUUCUCUUUGAGAAACUCUUAGCAGCAACAGCAGCACAAAAACGUUAUCAUUUAGUUGUAGCGCCGAACCGAUUAGGAUCAGAAGCCCUGUGAUCACAACCUUUCAUGGCUCCUUGUUUUAACGGUAUCAAGUUUGCAAUCCGAAAUUUGGCGUAACUGAAUUUCCGAUGGAAUUCCUUACCAUUGCUAUUAAGAUGGACGCACUGUUGCAGAUGAUCAGAUUAUUAAAUCGCCGAAACUACCACUAACAACUCUUUAAUUAUGGAAAAAUGCAUCUACAAAUACAGCUCUAGGGCGCUGGCUAAAUCUGACCGAAACUUCAUUUGUUAGCCCCCCUCUGUUAGAGGGCAUUUCUCAUGUUCUCUUUUUGACUUGAAUUUAUAAAACUCAGGUAGAACUAACUUUGAAACUGCAUAUGAAAUACGGAUGUAGCCGAUGUGUGCAGACCGGAGACAGCACGAACAUUAAAGACUAUUUUGUUGCUUCCGAAAUAGAUUCACGAUAACCUAUAGGGGAUACAAAUACAGCUUUAACCCCUGUGAAUCAUUCAAGAUAGGGAAGCCAUUUAGAGGAAAUGAAUGUCAUUCGGAUGUAGCGGUAAGUCUAUUGUGCUGUGAUCACACAUAUGGUUUCUAUAAUGGCAUCACGUAAAUUCUCGAUCGUCGUUGGACAAACCGGGGUCAUUCCCUUAUGCUAGAAGUAUAAUCCCAGCCAUGCUACACCCUCUUGCAAACGCCCAUAAUGUUAGUCUUUGGUACCUGUGACGCAAAAACUACUUCGGUGGCCGUGUUAAACUUUGUAGGAAUUCAACUGAAAAUCAAUAUUAGCAGGCACAGGAAAAGUUCAAAAAAGUUUUGGGGUCACCCAUGCAAUUAAAAUGUUGAUUGAGAGAGACAUUCUAUAUAAGUUUACAGCUUUAACUCACGCUAGGCUGUUUAAUAGUCGAGUUCUCUUUUUAGAUUUGCAGGUGGGUGGAAGAGCAAAUGUAUCACAAUAUAGGACAUCAGAGCACAGAAAAAUGUCUCUUAGAUAAGGACACUAAAACACCGAUGCUGGAAUAUACUGGGUAUGUUGACGAAGAACCGCAUUCUAUAGGUAUUAACUGUAAAAAAUUAUAUCUUUAUGAAUGCAACUCCAUGGUUCACGAAAACUAGUGUAGGUCACUCGAAUGCAACUUUAAAUUCAAUUCGGAAUUGCUUUAGUUUGCUUCUUUUUUUCUAUGUGAUUGGUCCAGAGAACUCGCGCCCCUAUAGCCAAUCAACUUCAAACUAUGUGCGAUCGCGACUUGUUCACUUGCGUUUUGCCGCGCUCCGGGAAGUUUAGAUGUGUUUACUUUGAGUUUCCCAUGAUUCCUUGUGAUACAAUCCUUGUUCUGAUUGGCUUUUACCACACUCAGUCAAAAUGUAUUCUAUACUCUUUGUAUGGUAUUUUUAGUUCGCUAGGUUUUUAUGCUUUGUGAACCAUUUAAAAUCUUAGAAAUUGUCAUAUUCUUAAGACCGCUUAUCUUUGUGCUUUAGGGAUAUCUACACUAAGACCUCACAUGUACUACUAAAAUGCGAUAAAACCGAGGAACGUCCAAGCUUUAAAGCUUUGUCUGUUGGCAAUCCACAGCUAUUUGUAAGUGAUGUAACAAGCAGUUGGUUUCGACCUAUGAUAUACUCACGAAAAGUGUCUUCUUCAUCUGAGCUGAAAUAUUUUUCUAGAUUAUAACCUUUAACCUUUGUGAUGGUCAACUAACUGAAGACACGAUCCUCGAAGGCGACCUGAAGUUAAAGAAAUUACAGGAAAGAAGCAUGACUGAUAUCAUCCUAGAUACUAGUUGGGAACUGUAACCAACUGAGCUGCGAAGCCAAUUUUAAGAGCAAGGCAAAAUUAAGAGGGCUCUUUUCUCCCGUAAAGAAAUCUGGUCACAGUUUGACUCUUUUUGUAUAAUUUCUUUAAUUUCAGCCCAAUUGUGAGGAUAAUUUCUAUUCUUGAACAUUAUUUGGAGGUGAAACAUUUAAUUGCAUUGGGAUUUGUAGUGGUCAAAAAUAGAACAAUGCGUGACUUUGGUAUGGCCCUUGAGGAUUUUCAUAUCCUGAUAACUUGAACACCGUGUAACGGGUAAAGACUGGUAUAGUUGGAAGAGAGACUUUUUAACACAGAUUAUGUCUUUGCAACGACUAGUCAUACUUAAUACUCUUUGUUAGCAGCUCCCACUCUCUCUCUGUCUGCUAGAAAACUAUUAAGUUUGCCUUUGCCGUUUUAGGUGUUCUCACUAACACACAAAUGUGCCUGUCCCAAUCUGUGUCUUUAUAAACACGUCACACCUUCUAAGCAGCCAGGUCCAAGUAAUCCAAGUAAGUUCAAAGUUUAAAUCGUUAUUAGACUUACAUGACCAGAUUGGUUAACAUUGUAAUUUUUAGCUUCCUCAGCAUGCCAUGUGAUGCAAAUGCAUUCACUCACUUAAUUAUCUGAGUCCAAAUGUAUGUAAUGGCAGGCGUGACACAUGCCAUCUCACCGAUUUCUUUCAAACUUUCACAGUUUAUGAGUCAAUAAGUUAUUCAAGAAUCCAGAGAGGUUCGGAAUCGCUGUGCUACGGAGUCGCGGUGCAAUUUACCUCAGGGAUUUGAUGUGGGGGCUCUAAUACCCCAGGGAUUAGCCGCGAGCCCGAACUUCUCUGGAUUCUUGAAUAACUUAUUGACCCUCAUAAACUGUGAAUUUUGAAAGAAAUCGGUGAGAUGGUAUCUGUCACGCCUGUCCGGUUCUCUCGUGGACAGACCCUUCACAAACAGCGUAUGACAUUGAUCAUUAAGGAAGAUGUUUACUCAGUUUACGUAGAUGUAUUGAGCUUGGUGGUGUAUUUUCUGAAGUAUACCAAGCGUUGACGUUGCUAGCGUUAGGUGCUCAUAAUAUCUACUUCUUCAAUACUACUGAAAACGAGCCCACGAAGCGCCAGGAAACCAAUCUUUUUAACGUUCAGAACUUGAAAUGGAUAAGGGUUUUCAGUCCAACUAACGUUAUAUCCUGCCGAGAGAGUGAUUUCAAUCUAAUUUUUUCUGAAAACUUUUCCCUUUUACCUGCGCAGAUGAUAACAACAUGGUCAGCGUCGUUGCAGGUAGUCUUGGUAGCCUUGUUUUCGUUGCGUGUAUCGUCAUGGUAAUCCUUCUGAUUGUAAGGAGGAUGAAUAGACCGAAUCCUCAGAAUAGAGGGGAAGAUCAACCCAUUUUGCCUGAACCAGCCACCAUAAAUCGAUUUUCCAGCAUCAAUGAAGACAGCGAACGUUUGGGGAGCGAACGUUUGGGGAGGAACUCACCUUCCGGAACGUUCUUAGAUUACUCACAGUUUGAGAAUGAAAUUACAGAGUCACAGGAGGAUCCUCCUGACGGUAAAAACAAAUCUUGUGCAGAGAAUCGGUGCUGAGGGUAUCCACUGGUGUAUUAUCAAAACUUUUCGCAGCCUUGAAGCAUGGUCCAGAUAUUAUAAUAUUAGGAUCAAAAAGUAUCUUUAUACGGAUUGUUUCGAAAAGAAGGAUUUAUGGCUGCAUGUUCAAUUCUUAAAUUUUAGUGUAGAUUUCCAACAUACGAUGAUUUUACUGAUUGCUCAGCUUUUCUGUUGACAUGACAUUUGCCACAACCAGUGUAGUGUGACAUUGGUCCGAUGCACGCGUAAUUGACGACAAAUAACUGUAUGGUUAAAUUUGUAAAAAACGAUUUUCAACGUAAAAUAGUCCUCUUUUCCCACGCUGGUGUGUACAAAUAAUCUAUCAACGAUCAAUGAAGAACUAAGAUUAAGGAACAGUGUAAUUUCUUAAAGGGAUC